AUGGACAACCAGCACUACUUACCCCCUCCAACUUCCAGCCCUCAGACCUUCCAACCUUUCGACGCCACCCGCUGGCUCCUCGACACACAACGACAAUACACUCAAUUCACCCACUACCAACAUCUUCUCUGCCAGAUAUUCCACGCCUCCGAUUACCGGUGGAACGAAUUUCUCUCAUUCUGCGAUGUCUUUAUACAAUCCAGAUUCUCCCACUCAAGCACAUCUGUGUGGAACUUCUACAGCACUCCACAGAUACGCGGAAUGCGAUCGGAGUAUUUAACAGGAGGUCGGAGUUUCACAAACGAAACUGGAGAAAUUUGUAACUGGUUGGCUUUUUGUCUUAGGGAGUUGAGAAAUGACGGUGUUGAAUGGAACUCAGAUGCUACAAGAUCUUCAUCAGGGACGAGAAGAGAGGAAAUUUCAAGUGACAGACAAAAUGAAACUUCGAGUGGAAGAAGAGAGAGAAGAGGGCGAAGAGAGCGAGGACAGGGAGACCGUAAUCCGUCGGUAGAAUGGUGGUGGAAUGGAGAUGUCAUAGAAUUUACCUUGAAUUAG
This is a messenger RNA of Botrytis sinoallii, 555 nucleotides long. RefSeq lists its product as uncharacterized. The record is from RefSeq and is a predicted model, not a curated record. The coding region runs from base 1 to 555 and encodes 184 amino acids. The transcript has a single exon. Lineage: Eukaryota; Fungi; Ascomycota; Leotiomycetes; Helotiales; Sclerotiniaceae.